GUACCUAUCUAUCAAAAACUAUAAAAAUAAAAUUGAAACAAAGUAGAAAAAUAUAGUCAUUGAAUCUGGUGUUGUGCUUUUUCUGCGACGUGAAAUAUGAAAUAAAAUUUGAUACCUACUAAGUAUAUAGGUACAUUAAACCAUCGUCUAUUGUUGAUACCAAAAAACUAGUUUUCUUAAUUUAUUCGUGUUAAAAAUGUUGAAUGUGUUAAUUUGGAUACAAACAUCGUUGAUUUUACUAGCUACGUUAGCAAUUGCUGAUGAAGGAUGCACAUUCGAGCUAAACAGAAACAUCCCAAAAUCAUCGCUAAUCCUGAAAAACCAACCAACCCCACAAUUCCUGUACCCAGACCAACGUAACCAAAUUCACAUCGCCAAAGACGCCGAAAUUCGAAUAUCCUGCGCUGAUAAAUACCUCGAUAACGUUUUCUACGCCAAAGAAGUAACCGCAAAAUGCAUCAAAAACGACUCAAUACGAAUAAAAUACCAUAUUCUGGGUAAAAAAGAUACCCAACUUGAUAAACUGGAAUGUAAAGCGAAACCCCAACUUGCGUCUCGUUCGACUGGAAAACGAUGUUAUUCGAACGGAGUCGUAAAUGAGAUAGGCUACCAACUGGGUAAAUCGUUUUUGAAAAUAUUCUCCAUCUGUUGGGAUGACUUUGAAGAAAAAACUGUGUACUCGUGGUACGAGACUAGUAAAUUGCACCUGGGUCGAGAGGAAAAGAUAAAGAAUACCGCUUACGAAGGCAGCCAAUCGUUUAGUUUUCCUAUCGCCGAUGUUUACGAAUUCUCUUAUCAGAAACGAUUGUUUACGAAAAUUCUCAGAUCUGAAGAUUUAGCUGAUCGGUAUAUAGCAAAUAAUAAUUUAUUCAUCAUUGAAAAAAGUCCGCUGGUGUCGAAGAACGAAUUUAUCUACGGACCGGAGCAGAUUGCGACGUUUCAUUAUAGGAAUACUGCUCCACUGUGGAGUAUUUUCAAAGAUGGUAAUUGGGCUAAGGUGGAGAAAUCUGUUAACGAAUUUAUCGCUCGGGCUGAAAAUAAAGACAAGUACGGAGUAGCAACUGGCACUUACGAUAUCGCAACUUUACCCAAUUUAUUCAAAGAAGAACAGCCUCUUUACAUGUUCACCGAUCAAUACGACAAUAAAUACCUCCCAGUGCCGAAAUAUUAUUGGAAAAUAUUAUACGAUCAUUCGAGCAAAAAUGGAAUCGUGUUUGUCGGUCUACAUAACCCUUUUGUACAAAAAGAAAAACUCAACGAAUACGUAUUCUGUGCGCAGAUCUGCGAUCAAGCACCUUGGCUUAAAGUAGAUAACGUUCAUCAAGAUCGAGGAUACGUAUUUUGUUGCGAUAUGAAAGAAUUUUUACUAGUAACCAAAUACGAGAAUAUGUUCGAAGUGUAAAAUUAUCUACAAUUGAUCUAUCUACAUAUGCAUUUUUUAUACAGAAAUAAAUAAUUUCAAUUCUUUUUCUUUGAAA
This is a messenger RNA of Planococcus citri (citrus mealybug), 1478 nucleotides long. RefSeq lists its product as uncharacterized. The record is from RefSeq and is a predicted model, not a curated record. The transcript is spliced from 3 exons. Gene Ontology annotation, molecular function: single-stranded DNA endonuclease activity; RNA endonuclease activity; nucleic acid binding. Gene Ontology annotation, biological process: apoptotic DNA fragmentation. Bases 197 to 1402 code for a protein of 401 amino acids. Lineage: Eukaryota; Metazoa; Arthropoda; Insecta; Hemiptera; Pseudococcidae. Gene Ontology annotation, cellular component: mitochondrial inner membrane; nucleus.